CCGAAUAAGUAUGUCCUGGCUUCACAUUAAUCACAGGCAAACUAAACCUGAAUAAACCACUUUAUUUGCAACAGACUAACAUACUACCGGAUAAGACUAGCUAACGAAAUACAGUCUAACUACACUUUUCAGGUUUAAUAUUCAUCCGCGUUCACGACAAACAACAAUUUCCUCUUCCGCGGAUAUAAUAGUCCAUAGUUUACUGUAUAAAUAAACAUCCAAUUUAAAAUAAGGACUGUACGCUUACUGCUUACGUAUUAUGUACGACACAAUCCAAUGUCAGUUGUGCAAUUAUUCAGUCUAGUAUUUUUAAAAAGUUACAUUUCCCGAAAACGACAUAAAUAAGAUCCGGUCGGCGUCCUGAAGUAGCAAGAAGAAGUUGAUGGCGUCCGGCUAGAAUGCCGGAGCAUUUAUCGGUUUCGUUUUUACUUGGUUUCUGACCUGUAGAUUAAAGUGGAAACAAUCCAGCACAUAAAUUGCGGUGGGUUCCCUGUGCGUGUUCCAGGGCGCGAUGGACUCUGAGGAGAACGCGGUGGAAAGCAGCAGCGAUGCGGGCCCCUCGGGUCUGGAGGAGCCCUCUGAGAGCGGGAUGGGCAUGGAGACGUCGGAGGCCAUGUCGGCCGACAGCAGCGACACGGCGGCCGUACACGCCCUCACACCCGAGUCCGACUCCCACGUGGGGCAGAGCUCAGAGGGGCUUGUGGAGCUGAUUCCAGAGACCAGCUCUAGCACAGAUGUCAGAGGGAUGAUCCACCUCCCGGACUCCUCCUCCGUCGCCCAGUCGACCAGUGUGUCGAGCGUUUCCACGGUGACGCAGUCCAUCCUGGUGUCGGAGUCCGCUCAGGUGUUGGUCCACUCCAGUGUGGUGUCGGACGGGGGGAUGAUCGUGUCAGACUCCACCGCAUCCACGUCCUCAGACCUGGGCUCGGCCAUCGAUAAGAUCAUCGAGUCUACCAUUGGGCCUGACAUCAUGAAUGGCUGUAUCGCGGUGACCAGCGCUGAGGACGGAGGAGCGGAGACCACCCAGUACCUGAUCCUGCAGGGCCCUGAUGACGGUGCCCCCAUGGUGUCCCAGAUGUCCUCCUCUGCCCUGUCCAGCCGCAUCACGAUUGAGGCCCUGGGGGAGGGCCCCACGUCCACCUGCCUGGAGCAGUCCGAGCUAGGGGGGCGUCGGCGGGGGAGCCUGCCCGACCUCGAGGCCAUGGACCCCGACCAGCCGGACCAGCCGGGGCACUCUGGGUACGUGGCGUGCAGCGCCGACAACUCGGGCCAGCACCACACGCACGGCUACGGCGACUGCGCCGGGGGCGACGACUCCAACCAAUCGCAGCACUCCCAGUACGCCGAGUGCAGCGCCGGCCACUCCCACUACCUGGACCUGGUGCGCCAGGACGACCCCGGCGACUCCCGCUACAUCGACUGCAGCGCCGACAACUCGGACCGGGCCCAGCGGUACGGGGCGUGCGUGACUGGGGCGGCGGACCAGCCCCAGUGCUCCCGCUACGCGGACUGCGGCGCGGACGCUCCCGACCAGACCCAGAACUCGCAGGACCGCGACGAGGCCUGCUGCUACAUGGACUGCGGCGUGCCCCAGGGCUCCAUCUACGGGGCGGGCCGGUCCCUGGACUGCCCCGACCAGCCCCAGCACUCCCACUACGCCGACUACGGGCCGGACCAGCAGGGCCAGUACAUCGGCAGCACCGGGGAGUACGCCCCGCCCCCCGGGAGGGAGGCCGUGCCCAACCGGGACCCCCAGGGCGGGCCGGGGGCCGAGGGGCCCUCGGAGGGCACCGGGCUGGCCGAGGCCCAGGGUAGCAACGAGGCGGAGGGGUCCGGACUGCCCGGGCCAAUCCGGGACAGGCCCCCUAAUCUGGAGGAGCUGGAGGAGAUGAUGGAGGUGGUGGUAGUGCAGCAGUUCAAGUGCAAGAUGUGCCCCUACAAGAGCAUCUCCAAAGACACCCUGAUCAACCACAUGAGAGACAAACACUUCAGGCACACAGGUGCCCCGCCUCCGAAGAAAAGGGGGCGGGGGCGGCCGAGGCGGAGCGAAUCGGCCGCCGCCCAGAAGGCUGAGGUGAAGACGGAGGAGCCCGCUGAGGAGGAAGAGGAUGACAUCAUGGACGCCGGUGCCAUUGAUGAUCCAGCAGACGACAGCGACUACAACCCGGCCGAUGAAGACUGCAGGGGUCGCCCCCCCGCCCUCCUGCGCAGCGUGCCCGCGUCCUCGUCCGGCACGGUGGAGCGCCCCCGGCGCAGGGUGGUGCGCCCCAGGAAGUUCCCCUACGCCGCGGGGGGGCGCGGCCACGCCCGAGGAAUGGCUGCAGUGACCAUGGAGGCGUCCGUGGGGAAUAAGAGUUUGGACGCUCAGGUCCCGGAGGAGGCCAGCUCUUCUGGAUUGGACAACGGGCCUGCGUCUUCCGCUAAUGAAAACGGAGCUGAGCCAGGUGUCAGCCAAUCGGAUUCGGAGAACAAAGACCCUUCCUCAAACACGGGACCCGAGGAGGUCGAGUUUUACCCCAGGAAACGGGGACGGCCGUCCAAGCGCUUUCUCCGCAAGAAGUACAAGAAGUAUAUGAACCGCAACAGGUACUACAAGUCCCUGAAGCCCCUGCUGAGGCCGCAUAACUGCCGGAUAUGCGGCUCCCGCUUCCUCUCCCAGGAGGACCUCCGCUUCCACGUGGACUCGCACGAGGGCAACGACCCCGAGAGGUUCAAGUGCCUGCAGUGCAGCUACCGCUGCAAGCGCUGGUCCUCGCUCAAGGAGCACAUGUUCAACCACGAGGGAACCAAGCCCUACAAGUGCGAGGAGUGUGACUACUCCAGCGUGUACAGGAAGGAUGUCAUACGCCACUCCGCCGUGCACAACAAAGACAAAAAAAAGAAAACAGACAUGGUUAUUCCGGAUGUCUCGCAGGUCCCCAGGAACACGCAGUUCCCGUGCCCCGUGUGCAGCAGGGUCUACCCCAUGCAGAAGCGCCUCACGCAGCACAUGAAGACGCACAGCACCGAGAAGCCGCACAUGUGCGACAAGUGUGGAAAAUCUUUCAAGAAACGCUACACUUUCAAGAUGCAUCUUCUUACUCACAUCCAGACCUACGGAAACAGGUUCAAGUGUGAGUUCUGCGAGUACACCUGUGACAACAAGAAGCUCCUGCUCAACCACCAGCUCUCGCACACCACCGACAAGCCCUUCAAGUGCGACUACUGCAAGUAUUCCACCACCAAGGAGGACUUCCUGGUGUCCCACAUGGCCAUCAAGCACACUGGAGAGAAGCCGUUCUCGUGCGACUUCUGCCACUUCAUGACCAAGCACAAGAAGAACCUGCGUCUGCACGUGCAGUGCCGGCACCCCGAGGCUUUCGACGACUGGUGCCGCACGCACCCCGAGGAGCCGCCCAGACGCCGGCGGCCCUUCUUCACCCUCCAGCAGAUCGAGGAGCUGAAGCAGCAGCACGACCACACCCAGGGCCUGCAGGACACGCUGCGAGGGCCAAUCGUGUCUGUGGACUCCAUCGAGCUCCAGGCGAUCCAGACCAUAGAGAAUCAAACCGUUUCCCCGGACUCACUGGAGAAUGCCACGAUUAUUUAUGAACAUGAAGCCUCGGACCUGUCGGCUCAGAACGCCCUGGACCUGCUGCUGAACAUGAGCAACCCGCGAGAGCUGGUGGGGAGCUCCCUGCAGGUGGCCGUGCUGAAAUCGGAGGGGGAGGCUCUGGAGGGGGCCAUGGGGGAGGCGGGCGUGGCGGGGAAGCCCCAGAAAGUGGUGGCCUUCCACGUGGCGGAGCACGGGGAGGCGCUGGUGAGGGAGGCCUUCGAGGCCGGGGCCGUGGAGGCGGGGCCAGACAUCAGCCAGAUCGCCAUCAGCGCCUACCAGGGCGGCGGCGACUUCAGCGUGGUGGAGCAGGUCGGAGAGGAGAUCCACAGCACCGCCACCGUCUACAGUGCGGAGGGAGGCGGCGGGGACCCCCAGGCCGUGGUGGUGAGCAGCGGCUCUCUCUCCGGGACCCUGAAAGAGCACAAGGGCAAAUACUACCUGACCUCCGGGAUCGGAGGAGGGACGGUGCAGCAGGUGGAGCUAAGCAGCGAGGAUCCUGGGUCCCCCUCCCCCACCACCUCUCCCCAGCAGCAGCUCAACUCCAAGAGGUUCUCCUGCAGGAUCUGCAUGGAGUCCUUCCACGGCCGCUCUGACAUGGAGAGCCACAAGAGGGCGCACUUGGACCCCAACACCUUCAAGUGCCCUGAUUGUCCGUUCAUCGCUCCCUCCUGGCCAGAUGUCAAGACUCACAUGGCCAUGCACGCCUACCUCCGGCCCCACAAGUGCGGCCACUGCAGCUUCGCCUCCAAGAACAAGAAGGACCUCCGGCGUCACAUGCUCACCCACACCAACGAGAAGCCCUUCGCCUGCGACGUCUGCGGCCAGAGGUUUAACCGUAACGGCCACCUGAAGUUCCACAUGGAGAGGCUGCACAGCCAGGACCCGCCCACACGCAAGCCCCGCCUGGCCCUGCCCCAGCAGGCCAUCAUCGUCAACAGCGACGAGGAGGCGCUGGCCACCCUGCAGACAGCUCUGCAGGCGGGGCAGACGGUCAUCACCCCCGAGCGGCUCCAGCAGGCCCUGGGCCAGGAGCACAUCAUCGUAGCCCAGGAGCAGACCCUCUCUGACCAGGAGGAGGCCACGUACAUCCAGCAGAUAACCACCGUGGACGGGCAGACGGUCCAGCACCUGGUCACUGCUGAGAACCAGGUGACGGAGGUUCAGUACAUAAUCUCCCAAGAUGGCGUACAGCACCUCAUCCCGCAAGAGUACGUGGUGGUGUCUGAGGGUAAUCACAUUCAGAUGCAGGAUGGACAGAUAGCUCACAUUCAGUAUGACCAGGACGGGGCUUUCCUGCAGGAGCAGCAGAUUGCACUGAGCCACGACGGGCAGAUCCAGUACGUUCCCAUCAGCUCCGAGCAGCAGAUCGUCAGCCAGGAGGACCUGGAGGCAGUUGCACACUCUGCAGUGACAGCGGUGGCGGACGCAGCCAUGGCCCAGGCCCAGACGGUCUACGCCACUGAGGCCACGCCCGAACAGCUGGAGCAGAUGCAGCAGCAGGGCAUCCAGUACGACGUCAUCACCUUCACAGAGGAGUAAUGGCGACGGCUCAACACAGCACAGCUUGCUCCCUUCCUUUCCAAUGAGAGCUCCCAGCGGUACGCCAACAAGCAAAGGGGACGACCUGUGCACUAUACUCUACAUUCUUAAAUUUGUUCCCUAAACUCAAAUUUACGCUUAUCGCAUUUGCUUUUUGUGCUUGUAAUUUAGAUUACAGUGGCUUGCCUUCAAUGUUUUGGUGCAGGAGCCAUACUGGUUGCUACACUUUAAUUCAGGUGGCUCUUCUGAGAAUUAUUCCAUCAGGCGAAUUUCCGUUGCAAAAUAUUUUAAAUAUUUUGCAUAUUAACGGCCGCAACAGACAAGAUGUAGCAAGGCAUCAGAUUGGCUGAGGCGUCAUUGUAAGCGACAGUGUACAACAGUGCAGGUCCCUCUACCUGGCUUGCUGUUAAAUGAUGUCACGGACUUGCAAGGCACCCAUGUUUUCUGACAUGGCAGUGAUGUCAUAUUUUCUGUUUAUUAUUUGUGUGCUUAGAUGUUGCCACCAAUGCAUCUGAAUCGAAGUGCAAUAAGGCCUCAAAGCCAUCAUAAGGCCAAGUCACAGAUUGCUACAGGUUUUGUUCUGUUGUGCUGUUUUUAGGCACACAGUGGUGUAAGGAACGUACAUCUCAACGCACCGUGGAACGGGUUGGAGGGUUUUUUUGUGCUGCAUUCGUUUUAUUUUCGUUUUUUUUCUUUUGUUAUUGUGAGCUGUUGCGGUAGUGGAACAGAGUCAACUAAAAGCUAAUACCAAAGACUUUAUCUACUUAUUGCACAUCGGCAGCAGCUGCGUGUACCUCUCAAAAGAAACCGAAGCUCAAACAGUCAGUAGCAGUUUAAUAUCAUUCUAAUUCCUGUGUGAUUUCAUCACUUUGAUUCUCAUUCAGAGGCAUGGCAAGAUGCUGUAAUGCUGAAAGGAUACAGAACCGAAGAUAAACUCAAGCAAAAACUUAAAACAAAAUUAAGUAGUUUUAUUUAUGUGGAGUAACAGCCCCCUAAAAAUGCUAAAUAUUACAUAACUCAUUUUGUCAAGUUGCCACAUGAAGAAAAUGUACCUUUCACACACACAGUACCAGUAAUAUCUCCACAUCAGGGGUUAUCAACCCUGGUCCUUGAGGGCCACAGACAUAGCUGGUUUUCAUUUUUAAUUAGCACUUAAAUGUAGAACGUGCUUUAAUUGAUAAAUUAACUCGCCUAAGGCCUAGUUUUUUGGGUCCAAAUUUAUUUGCAGAUUUUAAGAGGAAAGCCAAAAACCAUCGGAGUUGAGAACCCCUGAUCUAUAGGAAUCCAAAUUCUGAUGUGGGCGUGAGUUUCCUGUGGUUUCAGGAUGUGUGCCUAUGAUCAAUCACUUGUAAGCAAAGUGCAUUAGAUAUUUUGAAAUCUUAAUGCUUUACGCGUUGCACAUUAAGGAUGAAGUGAUAGUUUUGUGUUAAGAUCAAUGUCUUGCCCAUCCACGGAGUGUAGAAAAUUGUUUAAUGCGUUAAAGGUGCUUUGUAAGAUGAUACAAUAUUUUCGGAAUAAUCAAAUAAAUUGCACUUCCUGCAAGGCUGUGGAAAACGUAUAUUAAGGAACAGUGUUGUGUGUUGGGAAUCAAAUGGAGACCAUUUUGUUUGUGGAAAGAGACAAUCUUAUAUAUAACGAUUUGUGUUUUUGCCAUCGGUAUGACAUGUGAAGACGUUUGCUUUUCAUUUACUCAUUUUCAAGAACAUACUGGAGACGUACUUUCCGAGGGUCAGUAGAACAUGGCUGGAUAUAGCAGGAAAACACCUCUGAUAUGUAAAUUAUGUAUAUUGUAAAUUAAAAUGCUAAUCCUUUGAUUUAACUGUAGUGGGUAGAACUGUGUAUACAGUGUCAUUUUUCUUCUUAUUUCUGUGAAUAUAAUUUUUCAAAACUCUUGAGAGACUAUGCUGGACUACUGGUAUGUGCUACACCUGUUGUUGCAGAGACUAGAAAUAAAAUGUACAACUUGA
Anguilla rostrata (American eel) is the source of this 7101-nucleotide messenger RNA. RefSeq names its product zinc finger protein 335 (gene znf335). Gene Ontology annotation, molecular function: RNA polymerase II cis-regulatory region sequence-specific DNA binding. The record is from RefSeq and is a predicted model, not a curated record. Lineage: Eukaryota; Metazoa; Chordata; Actinopteri; Anguilliformes; Anguillidae. Bases 512 to 5134 code for a protein of 1540 amino acids. Gene Ontology annotation, biological process: positive regulation of transcription by RNA polymerase II; positive regulation of neurogenesis; brain development. The transcript is spliced from 28 exons. Gene Ontology annotation, cellular component: nucleus.